Messenger RNA from Ilyonectria robusta, 2365 nucleotides. RefSeq lists its product as uncharacterized. NCBI's taxonomy places the organism in Eukaryota, Fungi, Ascomycota, Sordariomycetes, Hypocreales, Nectriaceae. The coding region runs from base 340 to 2088 and encodes 582 amino acids. The transcript is spliced from 6 exons. The record is from RefSeq and is a predicted model, not a curated record.
UUUCAUCCUUCGCAAUGCAUCCAGAGAUGCACGAACUGCCUCGGCUUCAUUCCUGCCCCAUGUUCAAAGAUGCCCCGUCGUUUAAUUUCCAUCGUACAGAUGUUCAAGCCGUACCCGCGCUGUGAAAGUCGGUGACCAAAGACAUCUACGCCGCAGUGGCCAGGAUUCACCAGGAUCUACGGCAUCCACCACGCUCCACUCUUCAACAUUACGGAGGCUCUGUGUGCCAAGCUGUGGCACGCUGCCUCUGGUGCUGGCAGGCCAGAUCUUCUUUUGCAUGGGUCUCACGCUUCGGAGCCUGGUCGACUCGAUUAAACUGCCGACGGUAGAAGCAAGGAUAUGCGCUGUUCAACCGUUGCAGUGACCGCCAGAACUAGCACUAGCACCGUCUUGAGAUCUCACACAAACGUCCAUGCUCAUUCUGGAACACCCCUUAUGCUUUCAUGCCCAACAUCCUCUUUAGAAAUAUUCCCCGUGGCCCCAUCUUUACAACUGCAUCGCGACGAUCUGCUGGCACUGAGUCCGAAUGUCCAACGAGCCAAGAACUGUGUUCUUCCACCUCCUCGGGGCGUAUCCUUUCGUUUACUGAUAAUCCAUAAUAUUUUCGGAUGGUGCGGAGUGAUGUGGCUACCAUUUUGGGCAGUUUUUCUGUCGAUAACCAUUGCGGGCGCGACUGACACCAAAAUCACCGACAUCACAGAAGUUCUUGACGAACUACCAACUUGUCUGGUACAAUGUUAUUCUUCAGCGGCUGGGGGGGACUCGGUCGAUGGCUCGACUCUUGCGGACUUUUGCAAUGAAGAGGGAUCCUGGGCCAGAUCCCAGGACUGCAUCUUGCAAAACUGCUCUGUACUAGAUCGGUUAUGGGUCAACGAAGUCCAAUACCAGGCCUGCGACAAACCAAUCCAGACACGGGAAAAGCGAUUCUACUAUCUACUUGCGGCCGAGAUUCCAGCCUGGAUCUGCCCUUGGCUUCGACUAUUCUCAAGCUGGAGGUCAUUGGAGGGGGUCCGGGGAGACGACUACGUAAUGUCUGCUUGCUGGGUGUUUUAUACGAUAUAUAUUCUUUGUGUCCACAUAGUGCAUCACAAUGUUUUCGACGUCGACGCGUCGCAGGUGGGCGAACAGGGCGUGAUCAACGGGUUGAAGAUCCUCUUCAUUGUGGACAAGCUCGCAUUGUUUUGCAUCGGUCUCGCCAAGGCCUCCAUCGUUUUCUUCUACUUGAAGACAUUUUCCGGCACCCGAUUUAAGAUUGUCGCCUAUUCCACCCUGGCGCUCAUCCUGGUUCCAACUCUUGUCAUGGUCUUCGUCCUUACCUUUCAGUGCUCGCCAGUCAGUUUCUCGUGGCUUGGAUGGUCGCUCGAAUCUGAUGAUCAACGAUGUCUCGACCUCCACCUACUCUACUAUCUCAAACUGGGUUUCGAUAUCGGUCAGACCGCCAUUGUCUUGGUUCUCCCCCUGCCGCUCCUACGACAACUCAAUAUGCAGAUACAGGUCAAGUUGGGAGCUGGGGUAAUGUUCGCUCUUGGCGUCCUGGCGAUAGCAAUGUCGGGUCUGCGGUUACGAUGUGUAGUCACACAGACGUCCACGGCGGAGCAACCUUGGGAGUACGACGACCGGCUCAUCUGGACUGGCAUCGAGGUCUCUACGUUGAUCAUCCUAGCGUGUGCGCCGGGCAUCUGGAAGCUCCUCGUCCCCGCGGCUCCAACCACCAUCCCGACUUUCACAAGCCGUCGCAGCCUAAGCCGUUCCUCCAACCACAUGGCGCUGCCCCCGAUCAAGACCAAUUCGAAAGGAGGGGCGUCGGUUUUACGAAAGCCUUCCAAAGGACACUACUCUUCGACGAAGGGCAAGACGACGAAAAGAGAGCUGGACCUGGACCUGCAACUUGGCGACAAAGCCCGAGGCGAUGUGUGGACGCAGAUCAAGGCAGGCCACAGGUUCUCUGGGUUCUCCAUGAUUUCGCACGUGGGAGACAGACUUGGUAUCCGAGUCAAGACUACAACGACAACUCGAGUGGAGGUAGAAGACUCGGACGGCGACGAGGGCAGUCUUGUCACGCCAAAACCAGGCCCGCUCAGCCCCUGAUGGCCCUGACGGGUCCCUAUUUGAUUUCCGAUGCGUGGGAGGAUUAGCGCUGGCUUGGUGAAAAGAAAAUCAACUGUUCAACGUAAUUCUCGGUCCUUACCGUAACUGACUAGCUGGUAAUGUUUUCAUUUGUCACGGGGUUGGGGUUGCAAUGCCUGCGGGUAACGGCAAACGGAGCUCAGGAACUGGGAGGGAUGGAUGGCUGGGUUGAGUUGCAAUAUACCCUAAGACGUUCUCUAGUAUUUCAAAUAUGUCGACAGGCCUAUUCGGUCUUCAA